Messenger RNA from Suricata suricatta (meerkat), 5992 nucleotides. RefSeq names its product beta-1,3-glucuronyltransferase 2 (gene B3GAT2). Gene Ontology annotation, molecular function: galactosylgalactosylxylosylprotein 3-beta-glucuronosyltransferase activity. Gene Ontology annotation, cellular component: Golgi membrane. The record is from RefSeq and is a predicted model, not a curated record. Gene Ontology annotation, biological process: carbohydrate metabolic process; chondroitin sulfate proteoglycan biosynthetic process. The coding region runs from base 586 to 1575 and encodes 329 amino acids. NCBI's taxonomy places the organism in Eukaryota, Metazoa, Chordata, Mammalia, Carnivora, Herpestidae. The transcript is spliced from 4 exons.
GGCGGGCUUCCGCUGCGGCGUGCGAAACCGAGCCGGGGGCAUAACAUUCCCGCGUCCCCUCUCGGUUCCCGCCGACCCGCUGGGAUGUGACGGAGCCCUCAGCGCUCGCCUCCCGCCCUCAGAGGCGGCCCAGAGAGCGCACUGGGCGCCCGCGGCUGGAGUCCCUGUGCCCGCAGCGCCGCGGGACGGGAGUGGCGAGGAGCCCCGGGGGCCGGUUCCCGGCUCCCACUCUUCAGAAGGAGCGGCUGGGGAUCACCGCUUCCCUGGCGCUGGGCACAACUCCGGGGCCAGCAGCGCGCGGCUGGACAGAGUCCCGCUUCCCGCCGACUGACUCACCGGGACUGGGGGACAGCGCCUGCCCACCUGCACUCCCUGCAGCCCCAGAUUCUCUGCACCCGCGCGGAUCCCCCACGCCGGGGGGCUGAGCCCCGCGGCUCCCGGCCCCCCGCAGCGUCCUCGGACCCCAUGGAGAAAGCGCCCGCCGCGGCUUCCUGAGUGCCGGCUCCGCCGCCGUCCAAACUGCGCGCUGGGGUCUUCCAACUCGCCCCUCUUCGGGGCGUCCGAGAGGCCGGGGAAGAGCACACCAUGAAGUCCGUUCUGUUCAGCCGCUUCUUCAUCCUCCUGCCCUGGAUCCUAAUCGUCAUCAUCAUGCUCGACGUGGACACGCGCAGGCCCGCGCCCCCGCUCACCCCGCGCCCCUACUUUUCUCCCUACGUGGUGGGCCGCGGGGGCGCCCGACUACCGCUCCGCAGGGUUGGCCCCGACAUUGGCCCCGGGCGCCGCUGGAUGAAGCGCAACGAGUCGCGGCCACAGCCCCAGCCGCGGCCGGAGCCGCCUCUGCCCACCAUCUAUGCCAUCACGCCCACCUACAGCCGCCCGGUGCAGAAAGCCGAGCUGACCCGCCUGGCCAACACGUUCCGCCAGGUGGCGCAGCUGCACUGGAUCCUGGUGGAGGACGCGGCGGCGCGCAGCGAGCUGGUGAGCCGCUUCCUGGCGCGGGCCGGGCUGCCCAGCACGCACCUGCACGUGCCCACGCCGCGGCGCUACAAGAGGCCGGGACUGCCGCGCGCCACGGAGCAGCGCAACGCGGGGCUCGCCUGGUUGCGCCAGAGGCACCAGCACCAGCGCGCGCAGCCGGGAGUGCUCUUCUUCGCCGACGACGACAACACCUACAGCCUGGAGCUGUUCCAGGAGAUGCGAACUACACGCAAGGUCUCCGUGUGGCCGGUGGGCCUGGUUGGUGGACGACGCUAUGAACGCCCGUUGGUGGAAAACGGCAAGGUUGUCGGUUGGUACACCGGCUGGAGAGCAGACAGGCCUUUUGCCAUCGACAUGGCAGGAUUUGCUGUAAGUCUUCAAGUCAUCUUGUCCAAUCCGAAAGCCGUAUUUAAGCGUCGUGGAUCCCAGCCCGGGAUGCAAGAAUCUGAUUUUCUAAAACAGAUAACAACAGUUGAAGAACUGGAACCAAAAGCAAGUAACUGCACCAAGGUUCUCGUGUGGCACACGCGGACAGAGAAGGUUAAUCUGGCCAACGAGCCAAAGUACCACCUGGACACGGUGAAAAUCGAGGUAUAGACUGAGCAGCAACUGGCGCAGCUUGCCCGGCUGGCGGACGUGGGCGACGACGCGUGGCUCAGGGACCGUUCCUUUACUCCGGCGCAGCCGCCGUUACUGUCAGCGACGGACACCUGUGUGAGCAGAGCUCGCCAGUCAACACGACCGACUGGACGGUACCAAAUGUGUGUUUUUGUCUUCGUUUGUUCUGCAUGUUUUCCCUACAAUGAACCUGGAAGUUCUGUAGAGUUCGGCUAGUGACAGUGCAGGAUACCCCUGUGAGUAUCUCAUAUCCUUUUUUAAUCUGGCCUUAGAAUUGGUGGAACUGAAUAGGUUUUAGAAACAAAUGACAGGUAUUUUGUUGACUAAAUGUUCCCAAUUCCUCACUUUGCAACCUUAAGUCAUUUUCGUAUGGUUGGCGGCAGUAUACACUGUAGAAAUAAAACCCACAAAAAUAAAAAGGUCUAUGGAUUCAUCUGUUUAAUAUAGGGAUAUAACAUUUUGUCAAUACUAGGCACCAUAAAAUGUAAACACAAUUACUGUCAUAAACCUGGAUAUACCUUCAAGGAUUGAAAGUGGCUUUGUUCAGUUACCCUGUUUGCGUAUAGUGCAGAGAAAGGUCUUCACGUUAUUAGCACUAUGUACAUAAGAAGAGAUCCAAAUUACAAGAGAGGAGGAUAAAAUUUGAGUUCUUUAAACACUCGUUAAAUUAAGUUUUGUAGUAACAUCCAGGUUUAUCUUCCUUUCGCUAACCACGUUCCCUGUUAAGCACAUCAUAACAACAGCACAGUGAAGUGAAUGAUGAAAUAAAAUAAUUUUGAUACACUAGAAAACAGUGCUCAGUGACACAUUUACAUUCUAUUUAUAUGAUUAAACAUUUGAUCAUACAGUACCUUCCUACAGGAUUACUGGCUAAUUUGGGGGUGGGGUUUAUACUGUUAGAGGUUAUUACUAACAUGAUAACUACUUCCCUUAUAUGCAAACAGUAGAGCUAUAAUUUUACCGAGAGUAAAACUGAUUAUGCAAGUUGACUGAGCAGCUUCUCAAAUAAUGUGGUUGACGAAAUCAUGGGAAAUAAGCAAAGCUGCCCCUGACAUAAAAUGGUUUCUCAACCUGCUUUUCACAUCAAAUUUAAUUUGUACGGACCAACACGGUCAGUCAGAUAAGUCUUAAUAUGAACAAAUGGGGAAAAGAAAAAAAUUAUAUGUACAUGAAUAAACAGGGGAGCUAGAUGCGUUUUAGCAAGGAGUGUCAGGCGGUAGUUCUGGAUGAAACUCGCAGUGCAGUUUUCAUUUCCACAGCUGUGUGCUCAGAGUCUGACCCGACGAGCUUCCGGACCAGCCUGCCGUUGUGCUGGGGGGCUGGCCGAAACCCACCGCCGGGUUUGUGCUGCCGAUGCUCAUGCCAGCCAUUUGCUGAUUCAUCUGGGAAACAUAAAAGGCUUAUUUUAUGAAGUUUACUUUGCUUUUAAUUCCUUUUGAAACAUUUUUAAGCUACCCUGUUUUAUUAGAAGCUGCCUCUAUUUGAGGUUAAUUUAGUCAAAGAGAUAAUGAAGUUUAAUAGCAAUUAUAGAAUUAUUUUUCAACAAUAUGAAAAUUAGUCAAAGCACUAGGGUAAAAGACUACCAAACAAUUAUUUCCCUAGAGAAGGCAAACAGCUGUUUUGUUUCCUUCUACUUUUUUUUAAAUGAUCUCAAUCAUAUUUAUUCAAGACUCCAUUUCCUGUCCCCCAAAGAUUAACCACAACUGAAAAAAAAGCACCAAAGCAAUCUUUGAAUUUGUAUCAGAGUCUACUAUUCUGACUUCCAACUAUUUAUCAGGAUGUUGUGCUUUAAUCUGAAGAAAUUUCAGAAAGUCAAAUACUCCCAAAACUAUAUAUUGUAUAUGACAACUAUACUGUCUUUGUUAAAAUCUUAAAUGGUUCUAUAUACUUACUAUGAAAAACAUACAUUUACUUUUGCUUAAUCACUAAACAUCUAAAAUUAAUUUUCAUUACAUAAGAUAUAAGAUUACCUGUAUUUUUCUUCCAGACUGGAAUUAUAUAUGUAUAUAAGCAUCCUAACCCUUUUCCUAUGGUACUCUUGCUUCUAAGAUUGAUGAUAAUAAGUAAAGGCAAGAUUUAUCACAAAGUAGAGUGGAUUCAAAAUCUGUGCUUAGGGUUGGAAUGUGUUCUUAAUAAAGUUCAUUAGUUGUCUUGCAAAGACACUGAUGUUCACCACUCUGCUGCUGAGGCAUAAGUGUCCAUGUCUUCAUACCAACUAAGGGGUGUUAUAACCACCUUGUUGGCCCCAGAUUCCACUGAGAGGUGCUGGAAAGCAGCAGCACCUCUCAGCAUGCCUGAGAGUAGAGUCCAAUGGUCACUCCUUACUGGUUUGGUUCGUCCAGCACCUUAGCGUGGAGCUGGUGUGCUUCAGCAUCCUGGCUACACAAAAGCUGUUACUGACAUUUGGUACUUGAGGUUCCCAGAGGGUAGACACCAAUGUCAUACAGAUAAUUCCUUUAAACAGUGACAGGAGGGGCACCUGGCUGGCUCAGUUGGUAGAACGUGUGACUCUCGAUCUUGGGAUUGUGAGUUCAAACCCCAUGGUGGGUGUGGAGAUUACUUUACUUAAAAAAAAAAAUCUUUAAAAGAGAAUAAACAGUGAUUUUAUCACUAUACACUGUUAUCUGAAUGCUCUCAAGGUAAAACAGCUGAACAGAAACCAAGAUUCCCCCCAGUGCUAGAGGAACAUCAAGUCAGAACUGUCAAGGGAAGAGGAGCUGGAGCAUGAACCUAAGUCUAAGGGUCUUCGUCUAUGCAGAAAAGUCAGAAUGGAGUGCUAACACAGACUGAAAGAAGUUUUCUUAGUAUAUUAGCGCUUGGCUUUAAAUUAAGUAGAAAUGGGAUUUUAUAAUGUAAGGGGAUGUCUGAGAUAAAUAUGGACUUGUCCAUAAGUAAAAAGGAAACCCAACUUUAAAAAGGUUUUUAAACAAAUAUUUUAUAUAAAGCCAGGGGCAGUAGGCAUAUGACAUGGAGAACAGCCUUGACAGAUCCCUUACAAAAUAGUGCUUUGAGACUAGGUUACCAAAACAAAAAUAAAACCCAAAACUAGUAGUGAAAAUAGGCUGGUCAAAGUGGACUAUAAAAUGCCCCUGGGAGCUGGGUUGAAGCUUGGUGCUAAUUUCACAGGGAGCGGGGAGGAAGACGCCCAAGAUAAUUUCUAGCUGUUACAAACGAGAUGUUCACUAGUGUUAUAAUCUGAAAUGAAAAAGUGCUUAACAUUGCUUUACAGAACACUCUAAAUAUAGGGUCAGCGACAGCUCAGUGGUCUAUUUAGGCAUUAUGAAGUUACUAUAUCACAGUUCUCAUCUGAUACAAUACCUCUACUCAAAUCUUUUGUCACAUUGUUAUAGUUAAAUAAAACCGUUCAGAAAAUGAAUCCCCUUUCUUUGAUUUCAGAGACACUGGAGAGUAAAUGACCCCCCUACCUGUGAGAGGUUCCACUGGGGCUGCUGAGUCUGCGGCAGGCCAAAUUUACUCGGGGGCGCACCCAUCUGUCCCACCAUUCCUCCGUGGGGGCCAACCACAUUUGGAGGAAUUGGCAUCACACCAGUCUGUGCGUUUCCCAUAAACCCAUUGGGCAUGGGCAUGCCCACCAUCAUGCUUGCACUCUGUCCCAUCACAUUUCCUAGAAGGCCAGGAGCUGCAGGCGCAGGCACAGGCACACCCAUUGGUGGGAAACCUUGAAAUGUAGUCGGUGCUUGUGAGGUAAAUGGUAUAUUUGUGGGUCCCAUAAACACACCUGCAUUUUAAGAACAUGAACAGAAAAUGAAGAAAGCAGGGCCACUGUAUACAGCUGCACUCACCUGCCUCUAUAAUCACAGAAGGAUCACCAACUAUCUUUCUGAACACCCCACAGCAAAAUUUUAAUUUCAGUCUGCUCCUACUGCUCAGACCAACUCAAACCUACAUGCUCAGAGCUGGUUACUUCCCAAAUGCACACAAAUCAGUUACAAAACUGAGCAAAUUUAAUUAGGAUAGAUCCAAUGCAAUCGCCAUAUAGAUUCUGGUGAGAUUAUGUGCUGUCUGGGCAGGGCUGGACUCCCACUAGCAAACAUGCAACUGAGAGCUGAUGGGGUCUAGCUUUAAUGGAAGCAAGCGCCCUAGAAUUCCAGCUUCUUAUUGAGGAGAGAGUGGAUCUGACAGAGUCAAACUAUGUGAAUCAUCCUUCCUGUGCCAGUCUUUCAUUUUAAUUAUUAACUCAGUUUUGAAAUUCAUGUGAUAAUUCAGACUGCUUAUUGUUUACUUACAGAGAAAAUACCAUACUGCACACAAAGUUAACUUCAUGCAAAUCAAAGCAAUUCUUCAAAAACAGUCCAUAUCCUGUAAGCUUGUGAAACAAUAUUAAGUGAUAUGUGAACAGCUUGUUACUUCUAAAUAAAGUUUUGUGAAUCCUGUA